UAAAGUAAAGCGGCAGAGGCUUGUAGUGUGCAAGCAGGCAGCUCUUUCCAAAUGAAUCGCAGUUAAUAACGCAACAAAUUUAUAUUUUUAAGGCCGUUAAAUAUAUCAUGUUCGUCAUAGUUUAAACUGAGUUGAUAUUUUUUGUUUUUAGCUGCCUAUAGGUCGAGUAUUUUCUAUAUUUUCUUUGAACCAUCGUGGAUUGUAAAGUGGACGUUUGAGUCUGGUAUAUGCGGUGAAACAUUUCUGUCGUCAUUCAACAUCCAAUACAUACCCCAUCUAAACAUCAUGCCAUUCCCAUUUGGGAAGUCCCAGAAGAGCCCUGCAGAGAUAGUGAAGAGUCUAAAGGAGCAUGUGGCAUACUUGGAAAAGUUGGAACCCUCUGAAAGCAAAAAAUGUGAAAAGGUUGCAGAGGAAGUAUCAAAAAACCUAGCGUCAUUGAAAGAGGUGCUGUGUGGCACCGGAGACAAGGAGCCUCAGACUGAAGCAGUGGCUCAGCUUGCUCAAGAGCUGUAUAACACCAACCUCCUCAUUUCCCUCAUAGCCAAUCUGCAAAGGAUUGAUUUUGAGGGAAAGAAGGAUGUGGUUCAUUUGUUUAGCAACAUAGUACGACGCCAGAUUGGUGCUCGCACCCCAACUGUAGAGUACAUCUCUUCCCACUCGCAGAUCCUCUUCAUGCUGUUGAAAGGCUAUGAAACCCCAGAAGUGGCUCUUAACUGUGGCAUGAUGCUGAGGGAGUGUCUGCGUCAUGAACCUCUGGCCCGAACUAUUCUGUUCUCAGAAGAAUUUUAUUGCUUCUUUCGCUAUGUGGAGCUGUCUACCUUCGAUAUUGCCUCCGAUGCUUUUGCGUCCUUUAAGGACCUACUGACAAGACACAAGAUCAUGUGUGCAGAUUUUCUGGAGACGAAUUAUGACAGAGUGUUCACAGAGUAUGAGAAGCUUCUGCAUUCUGAAAAUUACGUCACAAAGCGUCAGUCUUUAAAGCUCUUGGGAGAACUGUUGCUGGACAGACACAACUUCACAGUCAUGACCAAAUACAUCAGUCGAGCUGAGAAUCUGAAACUGAUGAUGAACAUGUUGAGAGACAACAGCCGCAACAUCCAGUUUGAAGCUUUUCAUGUCUUUAAGGUGUUUGUGGCUAACCCAAAUAAGACGCAGCCUGUGAUGGACAUCCUACUCAAGAACCAGUCCAAGCUUGUGGAGUUCCUAAGCCACUUUCAGACAGACCGUUCUGAGGACGAGCAGUUUUGCGAUGAGAAGAACUAUCUCAUUAAGCAGAUUCGGGACCUCAAAAGGCCUGUACCUGCAGAAGAGUCAUAAAAGAAAGCGGGAAUAAAAACCAGGGAGCCUGGCUAGUGAUGUGGUUUGUUUACGUGGGAAUUUAAACAAAAUAAGUUAAAGAAAGAAAGGCAUCGCAUAGGACUAAAUCUAUUUGUAUCCAGAAAUCUAAAACAGGUAGAGAAAUGUUUUUGUCUGUAUGUGCAAACUCUUGUCUUUCUCUUUACUUGGGGGCAGGCAGGCUUUUGAUGUGAGAGAAGUAAGUGGAAACCAAGCACUCCAUUUAUCGCCAAAUUCUUCUUCUUUUUUUUUAUAAAGAUAUUAAUACUGUUGUUAGUGCAACGUUUAUAAAAAUAGUUUAGCUUCGGUCACGUUUUUUUAAGAUAUGAAGUUAAAACAAUUGUAUUGGUACAUGUAUGGCUUGGCAUAUUUGCACUGAAUCUUGUAGAUUUGCUCCAGGAAGGCCAUUAUUGCCAGUUCAGACUCAUAAAAGAAAAUCGAAUUGUACAAGCAUUAAAAAAGCGACAUGGUGGGAGACAACAGUAACUUAUAGGUCAAUCUUUCAUUACAAAAACCCAAAUUAACUGUAUACACAUACAUUAACCUGUCAAACUAAGUGAGAUUGAAAGUAUACCAUAGCGUUUAGUUGUCAUUAUUCUGCGCUCAAUUUCCAUCUCAACUCGCUGCCUUAUUUAAGUACAGUAGCUUGGUCAAUUUGGGUCUUCUAUUACAAUUUUAUUUAUCUAUAACAUUGGAUUUCUAGUAAUAUUCUGUAUUUGCUUGGGCUAACACUUAUAGGAUUAGUUUCAUUUAAACUCUUAAAGAUAUAUAUAUAUAUAAAACGACUCUUUUAUAGACACAAUAGAUUUUAAAUAUUUUUCUAUGAACCAUGGAAGGAAUUCACGGUUCAUAGACAUAAGUGAUAGCAAAUGGUACACAAUUACAGUGCAAGACAUGAUAACCCAUACCCACACACUGUAAUAUUGAAAAGAUGUCAACUGCUUGAACUGGGUAUGUCGUGACAUCCCUUAUGCUACAGUUUGAUGGACAGCUCAGACAAGCCAAUGAAAAUUUUAACAGAUGGUUGCAAUAGGAAAGACUGUUUUAACAAUUUUCAUGUCUUGCACUGUCAAACUUGAAUGAGCCAAAACUGUGGUAACACACAUUGUAUCUUAUGCCUUCAAUUUCAGUACCUCUUGGGGGUUUUGGAUGAAAUACAUGAUUCUACUGAUGUUCAUUUUAAUCAUUAGUCUCUAUACCUUAAUUUGAAUUAUAUAUAUAUUUUACAUACUUCGGUUUGCACAAAGUCCUUUCUCAUAUACCUCAUAGGUUUUAAGUGCUGUUUAUUUUUCACUCGGCAUCUGUUUCAUGAUAUUAUUGUGUAUGUGGGGUGGUAGUCUAAAUUAUGCAAGCAAUACAACAUGGUUUUAAAAUGCUGGAAAGGACCUACAAGGGAAACUAUUUCUGUUUUGCAGUUAAUGGAUACACAGAACAUCACAGGUGUGAGAAGAGCACUCACUGUUUAUUUAUAUGAGCCACAGUUUUACUUUACAGUUUAAACGGAUUACGAAUGUCAGCUCAUCACCAAAAGCAAAUUUUUGAAAGCGGUUUGACUUGCAUGUGGAUAUAUUGUAUUGUUUUUGGAGGUGCAAGUAUGAGGAAGAAAACCAGACAAGCAGCCAUACUUUGCUUUUAUUAACAACACGGAGUAUUAAAUCACAUUGCUUUUGUCUUGAACCAUAGCAUAUACGUAUUUAUCUGCCUUUUCCCCCCAAAAGUAUAGUUAUUGAAAACAAAAUAUUACCUUUGUUUCAAGAAUGGGUGUUUGGCCAGAUGUAAUAAGGGCUUUACAGACAGCAUUUGUCUUAGAUAAGUUAAUAAAUGCUUUGUACCUUCAGAUUUUCCAUUCAGGUGAUUUUAGAUAAAGAGAUUGAAAAUGUUACAGUAGAUCUUUGGCAAGUUAAUAUUACAUCCACCUUAUAUUAACUUCAGCAUUUGACUCAAUGUUUGCUAUGUUAAAUUGUAUUUGUUGCCUUUUUUGCUCAUUUCCUUUUCAGUUUCCUGUUAUAUUAUUUUCUACUGUGGGAGAGGAUUAUAUAUGUACAUAGUUUUAUUUUAAAAAAGCUAGCUAAAGUGUGGCGGCAUAUUGAAAAUAAAAUAAGCAAUGGCA
Paramisgurnus dabryanus is the source of this 3445-nucleotide messenger RNA. RefSeq names its product calcium binding protein 39, like 1 (gene cab39l1). Gene Ontology annotation, biological process: intracellular signal transduction. The record is from RefSeq and is a predicted model, not a curated record. NCBI's taxonomy places the organism in Eukaryota, Metazoa, Chordata, Actinopteri, Cypriniformes, Cobitidae. Gene Ontology annotation, molecular function: protein serine/threonine kinase activator activity.